Molecule: messenger RNA, 532 nt
Organism: Aptenodytes forsteri (emperor penguin)
Lineage: Eukaryota; Metazoa; Chordata; Aves; Sphenisciformes; Spheniscidae
Gene: PPOX
Product: protoporphyrinogen oxidase
Exons: 5
Coding region: 101-532 (143 amino acids)
Biological process (GO): heme biosynthetic process
Cellular component (GO): mitochondrial inner membrane
Molecular function (GO): protoporphyrinogen oxidase activity, oxygen as acceptor
Source: RefSeq, a predicted model, not a curated record
GCGCCCACGCGGCGUCGAGCUGCACUGCCACGCACCCCUGCGCCGCCUGCGUCGCCGCCCCGACGGCCGCUGGCAGCUCACCCUGGCAGAUGGCACCGUGAUGGCCGACCACGUGGUCAGCGCCCUCCCGGCCGCAGCCCUGGCUGAGGUCCUGCCGGCCGAGGCCGAGCCGCUGGCCCAGGAGCUGCGGCGCAUCCCGGCCGUGUCGGUGGCCGUGGUGAACCUGCAGUACGAGGGUGCCGCAUUGCCCGUCACGGGCUUCGGGCACUUGGUGCCCUCCUCCGAGGAUGCCUCCCUCCUGGGCGUCGUCUACGACUCAGUGGCCUUCCCCCAGCACGACGGCGCGGGGGCGGCCUCGGUGCGGCUGACGGUGAUGCUGCGAGGCGCCUGGUUCGGGCAGAGCUUCGGGGACCCAGCAGCAGUGGUGCCGGCACCCACUGCUGCUGCAGCGGGCGCAGGCAGCCGUGCGGGAGCAGCUGGGCCUGGAGCUGGCCCCGACUCGCUCCAUCGUCAGGGUGCACCAGGUGGGUGA